AUGUCGACUACAAAUUAUCUUCGUGAACUCUAUGAAAGUGAAGUUCGAUACAACACUCAAAUGAAAACAGCGUUAGACUACUAUGCAUAUCCAAUGAUUAAUAACGACACAUAUAUAUCAAAUGAAAUGACAAACACUUUGUUUUAUUCGUACGAGGAUGUGAUGGAGUGUUCUAACCAUUUUGUAGAAACCCUAAAAGCACAUAUUACUGAUCAAAACUUUGAAUUAAUCACUGGCAAGUUUUUCAUAGAAAACACUGGAAGGUUUCUUGCCUUUAAUGACUAUUUUAGAAAUUCUUUAAACCGACAGAUGGUCCUUUCUAUUAUCGACGAAGAUCAAAGCAAAUUAAAUUAUUUGAAACAACUGCAAAUGGAAGCCAAAGAAACAGGCAUUGAAUUACAGCCACUUGGGUCGUAUUUAAUUCUUCCAAUUCAGCGCCUUCCAAGAUAUCAAAUGCUUCUCAUUCAAAUAGUGAAUACAAUCAAAGACCAAGUAGUUCCUCUGAAAAAAGAAAUUUUGACGUCACGAAACAACUUGUCGCUCUUUGAAAUUAGAAAAAAACUGGAGAGUUCCGGGCGCUUCACAAUGACUCACGAAACACAACAAAAAUUAAAGAACAGCACGUCCUUCACUUAUGGCGAAAAAAUGUCGCCGUUAUUCAGAAAUAACUCGGAACAAAGGCAGAAACUCGCGGGAUAUAAACUCGCGACAUCAAAGUCACUCAUCCUUAAAAGAGCGGAACUCGCAAAAACGGAGAUUCCCGCACACUUCAAUAAGGUUGAGGAUUUGUCGCAAUUUCAACAGAUGGGGGAGUGUCACUCCAACAAAGAUUGCACGGGUUCUCCACCGACACAACAAGAAGCGGUACCCGUUUUGUUUCGUCCCGCUAAGAGAGAAAUUGCAACGCGCGAUUUACUGGCUCAAAAUGCGCAGUGUCGCGACAACGAUUUUUCUAUGAAGCAGAAAACAGCGGCGGAGAAGGAGGAGAUACUUGCGGUCUACCACGACGCCGUGCAAAUCAUCUGUUCGAAGUCUUCGGAGUGUAACGAGAUCAUCAGAGACGAAGAGCAGAAGCAGAAGGAGUUGGAACAACAAACAAAAAUGUUUGAGAAGUACGUUGUGGAGUUCUUAGUAACGGCUGAGAAGCUUAGUUUAGUCGAACAAGUCGUUUUAUUACAGAAUGAAAGUCGUUACGACGGAUGGUUUGUUUUAACUUCAAUUAAACUAUUUGUCGAUACUAUUCAAUUUCCUCGGCAACUGAUCGAAUUGAAGAAUAUACAUAUACAACAAGAUGACAACCAAACGUUGACGUUGUUUGACAACGUUAAUACUAUCACUGUACAAUUCAAUGACACAUCCAGUGUGUUAAAUACAAUCAACGAGAAAAUUGGCAACCUCAUGAAAAACAAGUCAACUUCUCUCUUCAGCAAUUUCUGGUCUUUCUUCGCAUAA
Molecule: messenger RNA, 1452 nt
Organism: Entamoeba invadens IP1
Lineage: Eukaryota; Evosea; Mastigamoebida; Endamoebidae
Exons: 1
Coding region: 1-1452 (483 amino acids)
Molecular function (GO): guanyl-nucleotide exchange factor activity
Source: RefSeq, a predicted model, not a curated record